Messenger RNA from Talaromyces stipitatus ATCC 10500, 2343 nucleotides. RefSeq names its product endonuclease/reverse transcriptase, putative. The record is from RefSeq and is a predicted model, not a curated record. Bases 1 to 2343 code for a protein of 780 amino acids. Gene Ontology annotation, molecular function: nucleic acid binding. The transcript has 2 exons. NCBI's taxonomy places the organism in Eukaryota, Fungi, Ascomycota, Eurotiomycetes, Eurotiales, Trichocomaceae.
AUGAAGGAUGUUUUUGACAUGAGCAAAUGGCAUAAGUCUACAGGCAUCUUCCGAAGCCCUCCACUAAAAGAUCUGCUAAGGCCCAACAGCCUCCCAGCAGUUACUGUACACGAGAAACGAGACGUACUAGUCCGCAAUCUUCUCCAGAACUCGGCAGAGGCAGGAGACAUACCUCUGGACUCCCCAACAGUCCCUUCCACUAGUCUCUACUUCCCAGAUAUAUCGAUGCUACAAGUGGAGGAGUCAGUACUUCAGGCAGGAAACACAGCCCCUGGCGCAGAUGAAAUCCCAACCUGCAUACUCAAAGUAGCCUGGCCUCUGAUCAAAGAUAAGGUACUAAUGCUAUAUCAAGGGUGCCUAAAGAUUGGUUAUCAUCCUAAAUGCUUUCGACACGCAAUCUUAGCAAUCAUCCAGAAACCAAAAAAGACUGAUUGGUCUUCACCUAGAUUAUACAGACCAAUCGCUCUCCUAUCAGUACUUGGCAAAGGACUGGAGCGCUUGGUGGCACGGAAUAUGGCAUGGAUCUCUAUACACCAUAAAGUAUUAGCAAGGCAACAAUUUGGGGCUCUCCCACUAAGAUCUGCAACUGACCUGACCACAUGCCUAACACAUGAUGUUGAACAAGCGCUAAAUCAAGGCAUGACUGCCUCACUCCUUACCCUAGAUGUCAAAGGCGCCUUUGAUUCCGUACUUCCCGGCAGACUGAUCCGCAGACUACGCGAGCAGGGCUGGCCUACCAAUCUCGUUCUCUGGAUUGCCUCCUUCGCUACUGGAAGAUCAGUUCAGAUCCGACUCGAUGGAGAGAUCAGCCCCUCAACAGACAUUACCUGCGGUCUUCCACAAGGAUCCCCAGUAUCUGGCAUUCUUUUCAUGCUCUACAUAGCGCCUCUAUUCCGUCUAGGAAACCCAAGGAACAGAUUUGGUUACGCGGACGACGCAGCCAACCUGGCGAUCUCAACUUCUCUUACUACUAAUUGCGAAGCCUUAUCAGACUCACUUCAAGAAGCUCUUAAUUGGGGCGCUGCAGAGGGCAUUACAUUUGCACUAGAUAAAUACGAGCUUCUUCACUUCUCCCGACAUAAAGCAGACCAGGACCCAACCCGCACACCUUCAGUGAAAGCUGGAUCUAUUACAAUAUCAGAAAACACUAAACGGCUAUAUCUACGAUGGCUAGGAAUCCUCUUUGACAAAAAGCUAACGUUCAAAUGGCACGUUAGAGAAACAGCAUCUAAAGCCCUCACUGUGGCCAACGCUCUUCGCUCUCUAGGGAAUACUGUUCGAGGAGUCAAACCUGAUUUACUACAGCAGGCUGUAUCAGCCUGUGUACUCCAUAAAGCAUACUAUGGCGCAGAAACCUGGUGGCCAGGACGUACUCGCCCUGGACCUUCCCAGAUUUCAAACCGAGUUGGAGAACAUCUUGAGAAACUAACUAAAGUAAUACUAACAGGCGCAAGAGCAGUCCUUCCAGUCUUCCGCACAACCCCAAAGCCAGUCCUUUAUCGAGAGUCUGGAUUCUCUCCACCAGAAAUCGAACUAGAUCGAAUAGCCCUCCUUGCAACUGUCCGCCUACGGCGCCUCGACCCUUAUCACCCACUUCGAAGACGCGCAGAACAGAUCGCUAGUAACGGCCGACAAACCAGCCGAUUUGCCCGCCGUACACUGGCCCUCCCAAACUCUGAACAGAUAAACCCUCUCCAAUACGCUCCCUGGCACCCUCGCGAGCCUCGUGGGAAUGCUCAAGCUCGAAUAGGAGCUCCCAUGGGACGCACUAAGGAACAGGCAGCGGCUAAUUUCAUGGCUUUUCAACGAUCUUCCCAAGAAAUCUUUGAAUCCUUCCGCACCCUUGCAGCCGCCUGGCCAUUUCGCAAAAGGCUUCCUCACACUAAAAGCGGAUCUAUCCAAAUCCGAUGGGUCCCUGGACACGCUAAAAUCCCUGAGAACGAAGCGGCUGAUCUCGCUGCCAAAGAGGGAGCUGCCUCAAUCCCUCCUGCUCCUCACAAAUCCUCAUACGCCUCGCUAAAGAGAUACGCCAAGACUCAAUCCCUAUCCGCUGCUCAGUCACAAUGGGAGAAGGUGGCUAUUGCGGCCCAUACUGGUCAUGGAGACUUUGCAGACUACCAUGAACGCUUCAACCAUGAUGAUGCUUAUCUUCUCUGCCAAUGCGGAGCACGAAAAGCACCUCUGCACUUCUUCUUCUGUCAUAUAGCUAAGAGACGAGCCCCUCGGCCUCCUGGGCCCCCUUCUGAGGUCAUCUCUUUUCUCUUAGGCACUGCUAAAGGAGCACAAAAGCUAGCCACAUGGCUAGCAGAGACUCACUUCUAUGAGGAUAUCUGCCCUCGCUAA